AUGGCACACAAUACACAGCUGUUCACAAAGGAAAAAGGUGAUAAACAUCCCGGCUGUUGAUAUAAGAGUCAAUAAGAUGUUUAUCAAUCUCGCGCCUAACGGAAAAUAAACAAUAAUCAGCAAAUGUGUGUUUGCCAGCGCUUUUGUUAUAUGCCUAACGUUUACCAGGGUCACGAGCCCGUAAAAAGGGCCGCGCGAAGAACUAUGUUAGUCACAUUGCUAACGGAUAUUUAGCAGUGAACUUUGGUUGGGAAAUGAAAUCUCUACUUGUUCUCCUGUUUCUCGGAGCGGUAGUCGCCACCCUGGCUGAGGAGCCUUUUGAGGAUGAGGCAGUCGCGGAGUUGUUAGAUGAAGAGGAUGAUGAAACCAUUGCCGAGCUUGCUGAUGAAGAGAAUGACCCCCGUCGUCGUCCCCGUCCAAGUGGCCCUCCGAGGGCGGUAAGAUCUUCAACCUUGUCUCCAGUUUUAAACAGACUACUGGGAUUUGCACAAUCAGCUUAAACUAGCAAACCUAAUUUGCUUAAGAUUCCUUUCCACGCCCUUAUGAAAUAGGUGCUGAGGGGAACUUCGGGAGAAUCGCGCUCCCUCAACCCGGAAAUUGCGUAUUUUAUUUGGUUAACAUGUGAGAAAGAUAACUCUGUCAAAAAAAAUAGUCUUAGCUUUUUCUUUGGUGAUUGGCAUCAAAUGAUAAAGAAUGGAAUCAUCGAUUAAUAAAAUACUAGCAAACGGUGUUUUAAUAUAAACGGUAACGUAUCAUGGAGCCAUUAUUAUAAAACUCACAUAGUUUAAUUCUUUUCUCUUAAAAAGUGCAAACUAUAUUUUAAGAAAUGCUUAAAGAAGCCAACUGGUCCUCGUCCCACACGUCCCAUCAAGGUAAGAUCUUCCUUGUCUUUAUUUUGAACCCUUAUACUUUGAUGUCGAGACGUAGUUUUACGGCAAAAGUGUGUAGUCAACUUAUAUUGUUUUUAUACGACUUGAUGAAAUACAUGCACCAGGUGAGCUAGCUCUUUAGUAAUUUUUUUCAGCCGGGGUAGGUUGUUACAUGUUUGAAAGAGUGAUUACCCCUUUGUCAAGAAAGUAAUCAUAGCUCAGUUUUUUCAUAUUCACUGAUAAUCUAGCGUCAAGUGAUAAAGACAGCCAGCAUCAAUCAAUGAAAAUCCUGACAUGUGAUUAAAAAAAAAUCAACAAAGUUUUCGAAGUAUCCUACCACAGAGGUAUUAAAAAAUUCACACAAUUCAUCUUCUCUCCCACCUAGAAAAAGAUUUGCCAAAAACUGCGGAAAAUAUGCAAGAAGCUCCGGCCCAGUAGACGUCCUAAGCCUUAA
This is a messenger RNA of Porites evermanni, 1323 nucleotides long. The record is from the annotation of a GenBank genome assembly. Lineage: Eukaryota; Metazoa; Cnidaria; Anthozoa; Scleractinia; Poritidae.